Molecule: messenger RNA, 1468 nt
Organism: Sabethes cyaneus
Lineage: Eukaryota; Metazoa; Arthropoda; Insecta; Diptera; Culicidae
Exons: 3
Coding region: 17-1306 (429 amino acids)
Source: RefSeq, a predicted model, not a curated record
UCGUAAAAAGUUCAGCAUGAAACCACUUUCUAAUUAUAACAUACCGUCAAUCGACUCAGAUUCUGCCGAAUUAUUUGUCCGUGAGAACGGAUUUUCUCUCGAUGGAAAGAGAUCUCAACGCAAGACACGAUCUUUUGCUAGUAAACUGCUUGAGAAGAUCGACGUGGAAAUUUUGAAAGUUGAAAAGUUAGAAAAACAGACAUCAAUCGCUGUGAUGGCUGUCCUAACGGAAACAACGACGGCUACUUACGAGAAAACCAAGAAAAGGAGCGCUUUAGAUAAUAAGGAGGCAGUCAGUCACAAUGUCGUCGCAGAAAUUAAAGAAUUGACGGGUGCUCUUCAAUCCGUUCGAUGCACAGAAUGCGAAAAAAAUAAAGCAAAAUGUGUUCAAAUCUACCCGUAUAUCUUGUGGCUACAAGUUCACCAGAAGGAGAAUCAUCACGCAGGUAUGCAGGACGACAAUGCAGCGAAGAAAAUUAAACAGGAAACUAUUGUUGACAAAACUUCCAAACCAAACACAUUGAAACCAGGACUAAAAGAUUUCGAAUCAUUACCAAAACUAAAGAAAGAACCCGUACAGGCAUCUCCGGUACAAAUAAAUGCUGCCAUGAACUUAUCUCUUUUUCAUUUGAUUCGCGAAUAUUCAGGCAACGACGCCUUGGAAUUCCUACAAUUCUGUACGGAGCGUAUGCAGGAAGAAAAUUGUUUCAAUGCACAGAUUCUAACUGUUGAGCAGGCCGACACCGAUUUAUGGCAUGAGUUGAGAAAAGGCCGCAUAACUGCCUCGAGAAUUCACGAAGCAUCCCGUUGUACAAUGCUGAAUGGUUCGCUAACAAACAAAAUCAUGGGCAUCAGCUCCGGUUUCUCGUUUGCUAUGAAGCGAGGUACUGAUUUGGAAGGUCACGUUUUAGCUGUACUCAAAAAACAGUAUCCAUCGCUGCGCAGCACCGGAUUGGUGUUGGAUCCUCAAUUUCCCUGGAUGGGUGCAUCGCCGGAUGGAAUAAGCGAUGAUUUCGUGCUGGAAAUUAAAUGUCCCUACACACCGAACACAUACCAAUGCUACAUCGACGUAAAGAAACUUUCCAAGAAGUAUUUUGCCCAAAUUCAACUACAGAUGCAUAUGACACACAAGACGAAGGCACUGCUUGGUGUAGCAGCGCUCGAUUUUGAAAAGACUCGCAACGUUACACAGGUUUGGAUCGACUACGAUCGAGAGUAUGUCAGCGCUAUAAUGGAGGAAGCAUUCGAGUUCUGGAAAAAAGGUGUUUUUCCUGCACUGCUAAGAAAACGCAAAAGUAAGAAGUAAUAGUAAUCUGCAUUUUACCUUUGUUUAACGUAAAAUCUCCUUUCUCUUGUCAUUAUUUUAAUACUGUCAUUUAUUUUCAUAUUGUCAUUUAUUUUCACUACAUGAUAUGCAUUUGUUAUUCAUAAAAAUCCAUGUUUGACUGCAGAGCAUACUGCAUUAUUG